This is a messenger RNA of Miscanthus lutarioriparius, 1395 nucleotides long. The record is from the annotation of a GenBank genome assembly. Lineage: Eukaryota; Viridiplantae; Streptophyta; Magnoliopsida; Poales; Poaceae.
AUGGAAGCGACGACGAUGCUUCUUCUGUUCGCCCUCCUCCUCGCCGGGCAACGACGCUGCACCUGCACGGCCUCUGUUGCUGCCGGUGAAGGCGGGUUCAGCGUGGACUUCAUCCACCGCGACUCCGCCAGGUCGCCGUUCCGCCACCCCGCGCUGUCCCCGCACGCCCGGGCGCUCGCGGCCGCGCGCCGCUCGCUCCAGGGCGAGGUGCUCGGGCGCUCUUACAGCGGCGCAUCGCCCGCGGCCGUGCCCGUGUCCGCGGCCGACGGCGGCGUCGAGUCCAAGAUCAUCACCAGGUCGUUCGAGUACCUGAUGUACGUGAACGUCGGUACGCCGCCGACGCAGUUGCUCGCCAUCGCCGACACCGGCAGCGACCUCGUGUGGGUGAACUGCAGCAGCAACGGCAGCGGCAGCGGCGGUGGCGGCGACGGCCCGGCGGACGCGGACGCCGGCGGCAACGUAGUGUUCCAACCUUCCCGCUCGUCUACGUACAGCCAGGUGAGCUGCCAGUCCAACGCGUGCCAGGCGCUCAGCCAGGCGUCCUGCGACGCGGACUCCGAGUGCCAGUACCAGUACCCGUACGGCGACGGCUCCCGCACGAUCGGAGUCCUGUCCACCGAGACCUUCAGCUUCGUCGACGGCGGCGGCAAGGGCCAGGUCCGCGUGCCCCGUGUCAACUUCGGCUGCUCCACGGACAGCGCCGGCACGUUCCGCUCCGACGGGCUGGUCGGGCUCGGCGCCGGGCCCGUCUCCCUCGUGUCGCAGCUAGGGGCCGCGACGCACAUCGCCCGCAGGUUCUCCUACUGCCUCAUCCCGUCCUACGACGCCAACUCGUCGUCCACCCUCAACUUCGGCUCCAGGGCCGUCGUGUCGGAGCCCGGCGCGGCGUCGACGCCGCUGGUGCCGUCGGAUGUGGACUCGUACUACACCGUCGCCCUGGAGUCGGUCGCGGUAGGCGGGCAGGAAGUCGCGACCCACGACUCCCGCAUCAUCGUCGACUCCGGCACGACGCUGACGUUCCUCGACCCUGGGCUGCUGGAGCCGCUGGUGACAGAGCUGGAGCGGCGGAUCAAGCUGCAGCGGGUUCAGCCGCCGGAGCAGCUGCUGCAGCUGUGCUACGACGUCCAGGGGAAGUCCCAGACGGAGGACUUUGGCAUCCCGGACGUGACACUGCGGUUCGGCGGUGGCGCUGCCGUGACGCUGCGGCCGCAGAACACGUUCUCGUUGCUGCAGGAGGGGACGCUGUGCCUGGUGCUGGUGCCCGUGUCGGAGUCACAGCCGGUGUCCAUCCUCGGCAACAUUGCGCAGCAGAACUUCCACGUCGGGUACGACCUCGACGCGCGAACGGUCACCUUCGCCGCCGCCGACUGCACCCGCUCGUCGGGCUCCAGCUGA